UCUUCACUCCGCUCACAUUAGCAGGAAGUUGACACACACACAGAGGAAAGCAACCUGUGUGAGCUCGCCCAAGAUGUUGCCCAUGGAGCAGGUUUUUCUUCUUCUUCUCUUGCUUUUUGUGGUAACGUUAAUAGGCUAAGCAUUGACGGGACGCCAUCAGGAUGUCUCGGCGGGAUCUGAGGUUUCGACGUGGGAUGAGAGGACGGUGCGGGGAAUGCAGCUGCAACCUGUCUCACUGGUACUUCGAGCGGGACGGGCAACUGUACUGCAAGAAGCACUACUGGCAGCGUUACGGCGAGAACUGUCACGGCUGCGCUGAGGCACUCCAACCGGGACUUGUCAUGGUUGCUGGAGAUCAGAAGUACCACCCCGAAUGCUUCAAAUGUGUGACGUGUCAGAUAUUGAUUGGAGAUGGAGACAGCUACACCCUUGUGGAGCAUUCCAAACUCUUCUGUGGUCAGUGUUUCGGUCAGGGUGCCGCAUCGUCGCCUUCGUCGGAACCCAUCAAGAGCCCCCACACGGUGGCGCUGGUGUCACUUCCUCCACAGACAGAAGGCCAACGAGGUCUGAAGGUGGCAACUGGACUCAGUCAAAAAAGCGGUCCUUUAGUUACCGUCACAGCGUUAGACUCGGACGCUCUUGGUCCUGACAUGCUGUCUUCGCUCCACAUUGGAGACAAGAUUCUGGAAGUCAACGGCAUUCCUGUCCACAACGUUUGCCCCAACAAGGUAGCGCAUGUGAUCCAGGACACAAGCAGACAACUGCAGCUGACCGUGGAACACAAUCCACGCUCCAAGACCUCCACCGACGAUCACAAAGACUUGAACUGUGUCUGCGAGAAAGUGCCUUCGACGCACGCGCUACCAAACCUGGAGGAGGAGCCCGGCUCAGGGGCGGAGACACCGGACUCAACCAGAAUGUCACCUCACCGUCACGGAACCAUGGGAAUGCGAUCACGAAACAUCCUGCGGAGCUGCAGCAUCGAAAAGUCUUCCUUGUCACUCUUCUCCCAAAGGAAAGACAUGGUGCGCUCCGAAUCUCUACGUAACGACCCCGUCGAUCGAACCUAUCGCAUCUUCAGGCCUUCUGAUCUCAUCCACGGAGAAGUUCUAGGCAGGGGCUUCUUUGGACAGGCCGUCAAGGUGACACAUCAGGAGACAGGAGAAGUGAUGGUGAUGAAAGAAUUGAUACGUUUUGAUGAAGAGACGCACAAGAGUUUCCUGAAGGAGGUCAAGGUGAUGCGCUGUCUGGAUCAUCCCAAUGUCCUCAAGUUCAUUGGACUAUUUUACAAGGACAAGCACAUACACUUUGUGUCCGAAUAUAUUCAGGGAGGAACGCUCAGAGAAACCAUUGCCAAAAUGGACAAUAACUUUCCGUGGAACAUCAGAGUGAGUUAUGCCAAAGACAUUGCCGCUGGAAUGGCUUAUUUACACUCCAUGAACGUCAUCCACCGGGAUUUAAACUCACACAACUGCCUGGUCAAAGAGAAUCAGUCCGUCGUGGUUGCAGAUUUUGGUCUUGCUCGUUUGGUGACUGCAGAGAGGAACCGCAGCAGAACGCCUUCUCUGGAUCAACCUCCCAAGGGAACUUUGUCAGAGCUACGCAAGCCGGACCGCAGGAAGCGCUACACAGUGGUUGGGAACCCUUACUGGAUGGCACCGGAGAUGAUCCACGGGAAAAGCUACGACGAACGUGUGGACAUCUUUUCAUUCGGAAUCAUGAUUUGCGAGAUUAUAGGACGAGUGAGUGCCGACCCAGAUUUCCUUCCUCGGAGUAACGACUUUGGUUUGAACGUGUCUGCGUUCAUUGAGCGGCACCAGCCCUCCCAGUGCCCUUUGGCCUUCCUUCCGCUUGCUGCCAUCUGCUGUGACUUGGAUGCUGAUCAAAGGCCUUCCUUUUCCAAGUUGGAGGAGUGGCUGGAGAAUCUGCUCAUGCACCUGGACAUGCGCCUGCCUCUCCGUUCCGAAAUGGAGCAACUGAGCGGAACCUUCUGGGAGAACCGCAAACACGGUUCAAAACUGGAAGCCUCGUCCACUUCUUCUCAGAGUCCCGUGACAUCUCCCGAUGACGAGAACAAUCAGCAACUUCCUGGAAGCGCAAAUUGCAUACCUCAGAACACUUAUGAGCAUGUGAAUCAAGAACUUGCACAACAAAAUGUGAACGCCAGCACGUCUUCAAACACCCCCGAAAGUCACGGAUAUGGACAAGACCCCUCGGGAGAAACACAAAACCAAACAGAAUGUUCACAAGCUGCCAGUCUACCAUCAAGUAGGUCCAGGAGGAUCUGCCGAGUCUUGUGGAACAAUACCAUAAAGGACGACCGAUCUUUGCUGUGACUGCUUCAUCUUGUCAAGGGUGUUGUAUACUUAUUUAUCUUCAAGUAUGACAACAAAGUUUCUUUUCAGAAAAGCAAAAAGAAAAACAACUACGCUAAGUGAAUUAAGAUGAAGCUGUGUCAAAAUGUGAUAUGUAAGCAAACUAAAUUUGCACUCACUGUUACAAGUUUAAGCCACUGUUUAAGUGUUAUUUUUCUAAAAUAAGGCCUAUUUUUCAGAUAUUGCAUGACAUACAAUUGUUGAUGUUUUUUUAGCUUGUUUUAAUUAAUGUUGAACUCAUAAAUUCAGAGUUCUGGAAUGUUCACACAGCAUCAUCAUCUUUGUGCCCUUCAAACUGUGUUUCAGUUUGAAACAUUUUUCGUCUGAUUGUGAUGAAUAAAAAAACUGAUUCAUCAGUUAUCGAAAUAA
Syngnathus typhle (broad-nosed pipefish) is the source of this 2744-nucleotide messenger RNA. RefSeq names its product LIM domain kinase 1-like. Gene Ontology annotation, biological process: protein phosphorylation; actin cytoskeleton organization; positive regulation of stress fiber assembly. The coding region runs from base 162 to 2336 and encodes 724 amino acids. Lineage: Eukaryota; Metazoa; Chordata; Actinopteri; Syngnathiformes; Syngnathidae. Gene Ontology annotation, cellular component: neuron projection; cytoplasm; nucleus. The transcript is spliced from 15 exons. The record is from RefSeq and is a predicted model, not a curated record. Gene Ontology annotation, molecular function: protein serine/threonine kinase activity; ATP binding; protein binding.